AUGAACUUUACUUCUGAUCUAAUACAUGAAGUCCAGAAUGAGGCCCUCGACAAUGACAUGUGCCUGCUAGUGGAUGAGACUGACAAGUACCUAGGUGCAGCCACCAAGAGAGCUUGCCACCGAGUAGGGGACGACGGAAAACUGCUGCUGCACAGAGCAUUCAGCGUCCUGAUGUUCAACACAGCUGGAGACAUACUCCUACAGCAGAGAACUAGUCAGAAAUUACAACCUAAGGACUUCACUCUUCUAGCUCGGAUACUCUACAUGGACCCCGGCGACGGGGUAUGGGGGGAGUUUGAACUAGACUAUGUGUUAAUUCUUCAGAAGGACGUAGAUAUUAAACCCAAUCCCGAUGAAGUAGCUGACAUCCAAUACGUGCCGAGAAACAAAUUUGACAAUUUCAUCGCAAAUCUAAAAUAUCCCGUGACACCCUGGUUCAAACUGAUGUACCGGCACAUGCUGCCCUACUGGUGGGACAACCUGCACAGGCUCGACGAAAUCGCUGAACCACAAAAAAUACGAUCCUUCGUUAAAAAACUGUAA
Molecule: messenger RNA, 543 nt
Organism: Trichoplusia ni (cabbage looper)
Lineage: Eukaryota; Metazoa; Arthropoda; Insecta; Lepidoptera; Noctuidae
Product: isopentenyl-diphosphate Delta-isomerase 1-like
Exons: 4
Coding region: 1-543 (180 amino acids)
Biological process (GO): isopentenyl diphosphate biosynthetic process; isoprenoid biosynthetic process
Cellular component (GO): cytoplasm
Molecular function (GO): isopentenyl-diphosphate delta-isomerase activity
Source: RefSeq, a predicted model, not a curated record